CGUUUUAUAGUUGAAGAUCAUCUGUUAAUUGCAUUUGCAUAUAUCCAAAAUUCCUCUUCCUUCUCCGCAGCAGAAGCAGAAGCUCUUGAUUGAAUCUAGAGGGAGAAAAGUUAUGGCUCUGAAUCCUCAACUUUUCCCCAAUGGGAUGCCGGUGCCCUUCGACAACGAGAUGUUCGUCUUGGGUAGAGACGGCGUCGAAUUUGAGAUCGACAAGAUCCCCGGAGCUCAAGGUGGAACAGUGAAAGCAAAGGGAACCAUUUACUUGUCAAAUAUACGCAUGGUGUUUGUUGCACAAAAACCUGUUGGGAAUUUUUAUGCAUUUGAUAUGCCACUGCUCCAUGUUCAUGAUGAGAAAUUCCACCAGCCAAUUUUCUACUGCAACAACAUUGCUGGCUAUGUAGAACCUGUUGUGCCUGAUGAUGAGCAUUUGGCUCUUUAUUCAACUCAUUCUUUCAAGAUUCUAUUCAAGGAAGGCGGUUGUGGAACAUUCGUCCCACUCUUCUUUAACUUGAUUGGAUCUGUCAGACAAUACAGCCAGCACCUUGCAGCACAGCCUCGAGUGGAUCCUCUUCAAGCAGCACAAACUCCUGUCGAUGAGAUGAUGAGACAUGCAUACGUUGAUCCUAGUGACCCCACUAGAAUUUUCUUGCAGCAGCCAAAUGCAGAGUCUCAGCUGAGACGCCGCACUUACCAGCCAAUGGAUGGCUGAAAACCCAAUGUAAAUCAUUACUGUUUUUUCCCUCAUCUAUAUACUUGUGGAGCUCAUGCUUGGAAGUCUAUGUAAUAUAAACCUUUGUGUUUUAUUUGGUUGCAAACAUAUUGCCAAUUUAUUUUUCGUGUUGAACA
Salvia hispanica is the source of this 846-nucleotide messenger RNA. Its product is annotated as UPF0664 stress-induced protein C29B12.11c-like. Gene Ontology annotation, cellular component: nucleus. Gene Ontology annotation, biological process: positive regulation of DNA-templated transcription. The record is from RefSeq and is a predicted model, not a curated record. Gene Ontology annotation, molecular function: chromatin DNA binding; transcription coactivator activity. NCBI's taxonomy places the organism in Eukaryota, Viridiplantae, Streptophyta, Magnoliopsida, Lamiales, Lamiaceae.